AUGUCGAUGAAACGUUUGGGAAUGUACCCAGCUAAUGGUCCGAUUCUGGAAACCACGAAUACUAUGGCAGAGCACAGUGGACUAGGUACAUUCCACAAGUUUUACCUGACGCUCCGACCAAAUUUCCUUCGUCGCCAGCAUAACACUCACUCGACUGGAUGGGGCCUCCGUUCAUCUUCUUCCUCCUCCACCGCUGCCAUUAAUGAGUAUUCUCAUCAACUUGGCAACCACAUUUCUGGACCUGGACGUUUCAAUUCCAGUGUCGGCCCGGAUGAGCACAGUAUCGUCAGGCCUCAUGUCUACUAUUCACACUCGCAACAGGCCUCAGGAAAUGGCUUGCUUGAUCUCUCCUGUCUGGCUGGUGUUGAUGGUUUAUAUACAUCGUCUGCCAUCGCUACUCAGGCUGCCAUUGGUUGUGGAAGUGGCCGACGUCUACCCGAGGCUGGGCUCCUUUCACCAGUUCGUCGAGCUGCCAGUCACAGUGAGAGCAAUGUUGCUGCACUUGCAAUGCUUACUCGGCCCGUCGGAAAUGUGGAAAUUGGUGCCAUUGAACUAGCCGAGGUUUCAGCGUCAGCGAACGUUGAUAGCAUCCUCCUUGACCCAGAUAAUAUUGGUUUGUCUGAAAUGGCGACAGGAAGUCGAAAAAGACACCCGGGAUUAGGGAAUAGUACUGAAGGUGGUGGAGAACAGGUCGGCUUUGGCGAAGGUCGCAUGAAAAAAGUGAAAUCCAAAAGUGAUAGUCGCAAGCAGCAGCGUCAGUCGCGGAGGCUUUUGUUGCAUCUAGAAGCUGAGCAGGUGGCCACAACUGGAGCCGAUUGCUUAAUUACGGCUCAUACCGGUGACCUUCAGCUCCCAGCAAGCCUAAAUGGGUCGUCAACAAGAGCAUUUAAAGGGGAGCAGCCAGUGCUUGGGCAAUUAGAAGGGAAUCGUCGUCACUCAGAUAGUGAAAAGAAGUCUAGGCGUCCUCGUUCUGCGAGUUCUUCAGCAUUGAAAUUUGCCAACCUUUGGAACCAGGCGAUCGGAGCACAUAGGUAG
Messenger RNA from Protopolystoma xenopodis, 1035 nucleotides. The record is from the annotation of a GenBank genome assembly. Lineage: Eukaryota; Metazoa; Platyhelminthes; Monogenea; Polystomatidea; Polystomatidae.